Messenger RNA from Linderina pennispora, 1392 nucleotides. RefSeq names its product zf-C2HC5-domain-containing protein. Gene Ontology annotation, molecular function: zinc ion binding. The transcript has a single exon. Lineage: Eukaryota; Fungi; Kickxellomycota; Kickxellomycetes; Kickxellales; Kickxellaceae. Bases 1 to 1392 code for a protein of 463 amino acids. The record is from RefSeq and is a predicted model, not a curated record. Gene Ontology annotation, cellular component: nucleus. Gene Ontology annotation, biological process: regulation of DNA-templated transcription.
AUGAUUAUCGGCGCGACUGAGGGCGAUGCUAGACCGCUGGCGGAGUUCUUGGCGGGCCUGGCCAGCCCGGCAGAACUACAGGGCCAAUUGCUCGACAUGCUUGGCGAAUCGCCGCUGGCUCUAGAUUUUGCCUUUGACCUUAUUGCCAAGCGAUUUCCGGCCGAGGACAAGGCGCCCCCGGGCGAACCCGAGCCAGCGCCGCUAGUUAAUUAUGCCCAGGCAACCGCUGGCACGAACACACCAGAGCCUGAUCUCCCACCAGCCGCUGGUAUGGAGCCUGAGCAAAAGUCUCGGCGACAGCUGAAGCGCGAGCGGCAGGAGCAGGAGCGCCAGCGCAAGGCUGAAGAGGAGCGAAAGCAGAAGCUAGCCAACCGCAAGCGCACCAAGUGCGAAUGCCAGGCAUCCGAACACGCCUUGUUUACCAACUGCCUGUCCUGUGGGCAUAUUAUCUGCGAGCUCGAGGGGCCUGGUCCGUGCAUGUUCUGCGGCAACGAUGUGGAGAGCCCUGACCAACAGCUCCAGCAGCACAUGAAGAUGCUGCUGCGGCGCGCACAGGGCGCAGACGAGGAUUCUGGCAAUUCGCCCAAGUCGGCGCCCAAGCUACCCUCGCGCGGCAUGCUGUACAGCAUGAAGGCUGGCGGUGGCAUAGGCACACAUGAGGCCGAAAUGCUGUGGGAUACAGAGACCAAGAAGCCUGCAGCAGCCAGCGCCAGCAUGGCUCAGACGCCAAUAGCUGGUGGUCAGACAUUGACAGAGGAGGAGUACCUGGCCGCAGCAUUCGAGGCUUUAGGAAUCAAUGCUAGCGCAGCCGACCCAGUAGCACAGCGGCAGGCCGAAUCCUGGGUCAAGGCGAUGAGACGGAAGGAGCGGCUCCUGGAGUAUGACAGAACAGCGGCGCAGCGGUCGCGGCUUAUAGAUCAGUCGUCAGACUUUGAUCCGUUUGCUGUUGGCCGGUGGAUGUCGCCACAGGAGAAAAUCGAAGCAGAGAAGCAGGCCCAGGCGAGGCUGGAGGCACAGCAGGAGCGCGAGUCGCGGUUGCGCCGCGGUAUGCGCGUUCUGCACCUCAACUUUGGCGACAACACUGUCACCCUGGCAAACGAAGACCAUGGAAUGGACCCGUUGGAUAAACCGCCUGUUCAGGCACCCGCACCUAGCGUUUCCAAGCCAAGGGAGGCCAAAACCGGUGGAUCGUUUGCUCACAACCCGCUGCUUCAAGGCGCAGCAGAACCCAGGUUUGUUCUGGCAUUUGCCGGUCAGGCUGCCAGCAAAAAGGGGAGGCGCGGUGUGAAGCCCCAGGCCAAGGUCCCCGAGCCGCUGUCUGCUGCCCAGCAGAUGGAGCGGCGGAAACAGAGCAUGCGAAUCCAGAACGACGUGACUGACGAGAUAUAUUGA